AAAAAUGUUUCUGCAGUGAAUCACCUGCAUGUAGGUUCGCCUCAGGAUACUAGUAAUUUUAAAGGAAUACUAAAACGGCUUGCCAUAGCUGAGGCUGUUGGUGUGAAGCUCGUAUGAAUGUGUGUUUCUCUCUCUGGCCGGAGCUCUACUACAGGCGGAAGUUACAGACGUUUGUGUUGGUGAAAAUCUCUUCUGCUGAGAAAGUGAAAAUCAUCGUAAAUGAUAAGCAGCAGGCGUUUUAUAACGAUUAAACCCUCAGCGCAUCAUAUAUGUGGACGCGGUGGCUUUAUUUUCCCUCAUGCAUUUGCAGACUGCUGGUUGUCGUCGGUAAAGGCAGACUGGCAUAUUUAUUGAGUCUGAUGUCUGGUUAGAUGGUCAGAUAGUGAAGCUCUUACAGUAACUAACUCGCGUUUUGAUUGGAACGUUUAGACAUUCUGUUACAUUGAUUCAUUGUAGCGCGUUUCCGACUCUGAUACACUGUAGCGGGAGAGAAGAAACAUUUACUUUAUUCAGUGAUGACUCGAUUGGGUUUAACAUAACUGCCAAAUCACAUAUGUGACUUUCACAACAACCAAUCUCGUGGAGCAUUUUCUCUUAGCGUUUUGCGCUGGAUUUUCCAUUGGAACCGACAGAGAUGGCAGACAGCGGUCGGGUGAAGAUCGACAGCCCGAGCUCGAGCCCCGGACCCGGGAGGAAAAAGGCGCAGCAGUCGCCCGGUUCAAAGGCGCGGUACUCUGUCAACGCUCCCGGACACUGCUUUCGGAAAGUGACCCUGACCAAACCGACCUUCUGCCAUCACUGCAGCGACUUCAUAUGGGGGAUUGUUGGGUUUGUUUGUGAAGUGUGUAACUUCAUGUCACAUGAGAAGUGUUUGAAGCACGUCAGGACCGUGUGUUCCUGUAUGGCUCCCACACAAGUUCGGGUUCCUGUAGCACAUUGCUUCGGUCCUGCUGGUCAGAAGAAGAGGUUCUGCUGUGUUUGCCGGAAGCAUCUGGAAGGCAGUUCGGCUCUGCGCUGUGAAGUGUGUGAGCUACAUGUCCACAGCGACUGUGCCCCGUUCAGUGUUAGCGAUUGUCGUUUCUCUCAUCAAGAUGGAGGGCAAGACAUUGACACGUACCAGCAUCACUGGCGGGAGGGCAACAUGUCCUCAGGUGCCCGUUGUGAGUUUUGCCGUCGCACCUGCAGCUCCUCAGACGUCCUGGCUGGCAUGAGAUGUGAGUGGUGUGGCGUUACGGCACAUGCAUCAUGUUACAUAAUCAUGUCCCCGGAGUGCAGCCUGGGACGACUGCGGAACAUGAUUCUUCACCCCAGCUGCGUGUCGAUCUGCUCGCGGAACUUCAGCAAGAUGCACUGUUACAGAAUCUCAGAGAAUUCCCAGCACGGCGAGAUGGAUAACCUGGAUGAGGCCGAUACUCCGAGUCCGGUAACGUCAAAGGAGACUCAGUCCACGGGGUCACCUGACACGGGUAAACAGACGCUGAAGGUUUUCGAUGGUGACGAUGCAGCUAAGCGCAAUCAGUUUCGCUUGGUUUCGAUCCCUCGAAUAAUCAAGAAUGAGGAAGUGGUGGAAGCGGCGCUCAGAGCGUUCUUCAUCCCAGAUGAGCCGCAGGAUUAUGAGCUACAGAGUUCCAGCCAACAGGGACUGUUUACAGAUGACAUCAUCAACCGUAACGGCACCCCGGACAACAAGCCCAUUUUUAAAGACACUGUGUCUGAUCCCUUGGUGCUCAGAGCAAAACCCAGAGAAACAGAGGUGGUGAAGAUUUACCCCAGCUGGCACAAGGUUGGAGUCGCCUACAUCUCAGUGACUGCUGGGAAAAACAGCAUGGUAGACUCGGUCAUAAAGGAAGUGCUCCCAAAACUAGGAAAAAAGAAUGAAAACCCUGCUGACUUUAACCUUGUAGAAGUUUUCAUGAGCAGCAAACAAGUUCAAAGACAAGUCCUCAGCGGUCAGGAGCUUUUACUGGACAAACUGCUGGAGAUACGGAAGACAUCGUUGCGACAGAUGAAUCAGACACGGUUUUACAUCGAAGAAAGCAGGAAUCGAAUGGUGCAGGUCAAUCUGAUUUUGGGAGGCUUUCCGACACAACUCGACAAAGAGGAAUACUCACGCCUGCUAUCCGAACACCUCGCCGUCAAAAGUCACUUGGCCACCAUCUCUCACGUAUACGCCGGACAAGGUGCUGUGGUUCUGCAGAUCAGCUGUUUCUCAGAGGCAGAGAGGAUUUACAUGCUGGCCAAAGACAUCAGCAUCAGCGGCAAACAGCUCUACUCGCUUGUCAUACCUGAGAUCAUGCAAAGCAAGCUGGCCAAAGGAAGCUGCCCCCUGCUGGUCUUUGUCAACCCUAAAAGUGGUGGGCUAAAGGGCAGAGAGAUCUUAUACAGUUUCCGGAAACUUCUAAACCCUCACCAAGUGUUUGAGCUGACCAGCGGAGGACCACUUCCUGGGCUGCACGCGUUCAGGGACGUCCCUCACUUCCGUAUCCUGGUGUGUGGAGGAGACGGCACAGUGGGAUGGGUGCUGGGGGUUCUGGAGUCCAUCCGACAUAAGAUUGUCUGUCCUGAGCCAGCGAUCAGCAUCAUACCGCUGGGCACAGGGAACGAUCUGGCUCGGGUGUUGCGAUGGGGGGCGGGAUACAGCGGCGAGGACCCCUUCAACAUCCUGGUGUCUGUGGACGAGGCAGAGCUAGUGCAAAUGGACCGCUGGACAAUUCUUCUGGACGCGCAGCAUAUGGCAGAGGACGGCAAAGAGAACGGCGUCCUAGAGCCGCCCAAGAUUGUGCAGAUGAAUAAUUAUUUUGGGCUGGGAAUUGAUGCUGAACUGAGUCUGGACUUUCAUCACGCACGUGAGGAGUAUCCAGACAAGUUUAAUAGCAGGUUCCACAAUAAAGGUAUGUACGUGAAGGUGGGCCUGCAGAAGUUGAGUCACACACGAAACCUUCAUAAAGACAUCAGACUGCAAGUGGACAGACAUGAUGUGGAACUGCCCAGUAUAGAAGGAUUAAUAUUCCUCAACAUUCCCAGCUGGGGUUCUGGUGCUGACCUGUGGGGCUCAGACAAUGACUCUCGGUUUAGGCGGCCCAGGAUAGAUGAUGGGAUGCUGGAGGUUGUGGGAGUGACUGGUGUGGUGCACAUGGGUCAGGUUCAGAGUGGGCUGCGCUCUGGGAUUCGUAUCGCUCAGGGGAGCUAUAUUCGCAUCACUGUGACCAAACCCAUUCCAGUGCAGGUGGACGGAGAACCCUGGAUACAAUCACCUGGACAGAUCAUCAUCUCAGCCGCAGGACCAAAGGUGUGCAUGCUACGAAAGUCCAAAACCAAGCAGAAGAAACAAACGGGCAGUUUGAAGGAAGGCCGUUCCGACAGUCCAGCUCCCAGUGAUGGUGGGCAGUGACAAACCUCACAAACACUUCAUUGACAGCCCUUUACUGUUGCCUUGACAACUUUUCUUUGAGUCUUUGCUCUGUUCUUUGUUUCACUUUGAGUGGGUAUCAACAUUGACUUUAGCUGAACUAGAAUGUAUGACUCAGACAGACAUCUCUAACAUCUCAUAGUCUGUUGUGUUCAAACGCCCCAUCAGAUGAUAGCACUGCAGUCUGUUUCUCAGGACUUUAGCUGCCCUCGGCCUGUUUUUGCCUUAGAUUCAUGCUGGUGUAGAUCAUUGUGUCGCUUUUAUUUCGAUUGCCAAUCUGCAUCUUCUUUUAAGAGGCAAUAUUGUCUUAAAGUAGUCCAUCACUGAAAUGCUAUGGCACAUAUGAGUAAGCAACCAGUAUUUAAUCCCAUUGUGCACAUCACAAAUGCCAAAAACUACCGUUUCGUGAACACCGCCAAGUUAAGACUAUCACUUAAUACUCGCAUCUUGCCUUUUUGGUUUAUGGUAAAAACUGACUUUCAUCUGGCCAUUUUCAUCUUUAUGCUGAUUAUCAUUAAUGUCUUACUUGAAGUUAAUUUGCAAAAGCAGCCCCUUGUAGCUUUCUACAAGUAUCUAAACCAAAACAAUGCAGUAUAUAUGUACAAACAACUCUAGUUCUUGUUCAAUAAGAGCACAUUUGAAUGUG
Molecule: messenger RNA, 4055 nt
Organism: Rhinichthys klamathensis goyatoka
Lineage: Eukaryota; Metazoa; Chordata; Actinopteri; Cypriniformes; Leuciscidae
Product: diacylglycerol kinase theta
Exons: 23
Coding region: 635-3391 (918 amino acids)
Biological process (GO): diacylglycerol metabolic process; intracellular signal transduction; lipid phosphorylation
Molecular function (GO): ATP-dependent diacylglycerol kinase activity
Source: RefSeq, a predicted model, not a curated record